Molecule: messenger RNA, 1563 nt
Organism: Ctenocephalides felis (cat flea)
Lineage: Eukaryota; Metazoa; Arthropoda; Insecta; Siphonaptera; Pulicidae
Product: substance-K receptor-like
Exons: 9
Coding region: 1-1563 (520 amino acids)
Biological process (GO): G protein-coupled receptor signaling pathway
Cellular component (GO): membrane
Molecular function (GO): G protein-coupled receptor activity
Source: RefSeq, a predicted model, not a curated record
AUGCAGAGAAAUGCAAUAGAAAAACUAUUGCAAACCAGAGGAACAACCAAGGUAGAAGAAAACCAGAAUGGACUAGAAAGAGACUCUAGUAAACAGCAGAAAGCGUGCGCAAUCAAGACACUGAACAAUACAUAUGUUCAAUUAAUUCAAACACAAAUGUGUAUUACACAAAUUGCGUUCGACUUUGGAACAAGUUCCGACGUAAUCUGGAACUGUUCCUGGGACGAUAUAUCCUUAGGAAAUUCAAGUCUGGAUUCAAAUGAAUUUCAAGCCACAAAUUGCACAAAACAUGAAUCCGAUCACUGGUUUCACAUGGAAUUGGACGCAAAUAAUCAAUACCAUCCAAUUAAAUAUGAGUGGAAUGAGAACAUCGUAGACGAUGCCUACUACGGCCAACACGAUUUUCCGAAUGAGCUUUGGAUCGUUUCCCCGAGCUGGGAGAUAGCUGCUAAAACACUAGCGUUCUUGCCAGUAAUCGUAGGUGGGAUUUUAGGAAAUUUUGCCCUUCUUCAUGCGAUGUUUCGCUUUAAACCAUUACGGACGCCAACUAAUAUGAUGAUUGCCAAUAUGGCUUUUGCUGAUCUUCUAACGUUGCUGGUAUCGCCGGUCAUGCUUCUUAUGCACGACUUUUUUCAGAAUUAUAUGCUAGGAGCGUUUGGUUGCAAGUUUGAAGGAUUCAUCGAUGCAACUUUGCUUAUAUCAGGAGUUCUCAAUCUUUGUGCUGUAAGUUAUGAUCGAUUGACGGCUAUAGUUUUACCUCAAGAAACACGCCUGACUAAACGGGGUGUGAGAUAUGUUAUGGCAGCUACUUGGCUGAUUGGCUUUUUAGUGGCUACGCCGCUUGCAGUAUUUAGGAUUUAUAAAGAGCGACAAUGGAAGAACGUGUUAGAAACAUAUUGCAAAGAAGACCGCACGUUUCUUCCCAUAUAUUGGCAUGUUAUCAUUGCAGCUCUUGUUUGGCUACCAUUAGGCGUCAUGCUCAUCUGUUACGUGGCUAUUUUUCUUAAGUUAGAUCGCUAUGAAUCGAUGGUACUUCGAAGAGAGCAUCCUAUAACCGUGAGGCAUAAAACCCGCGUGGCAAAGAUGUUGUUCAUUGUGGUCAUAGUUUUUGUGAUUUGCCAUUUUCCUUUUACAGCUCUCGUAUUUUAUAGAAGCCAAAAAUUAAAAAGUGACUCUCAAAUGAAUCAGGUGGAUGCAUCGUUUCAAAUUCUUUGGUUUUCAUCGCACUACUUAGUUUUUCUAAACGCUGCUCUUAAUCCCAUUAUUUAUGGCCUAACAAAUGAAAACUUCAGAAAAGCGUUCAGACAAUCAGCAUUGUGCAAAUGCUUUUUCAGUGCACCAUCAGAAAAGCCAAAAGUUCGAUCACCGUAUCGUUUCUUCUUCGGUCGUGGUGUAUUGCAACCCCGAUUAGAUUUGAUUAAAGAUGAAAAAGCACCACAAAAUAGUUUCAAAUUUUUGGAAAAUGCUGAUAGCGACCCAAAGUCCAAGAAAAGUUAUACACAGAAUGAUGGCCUUGAUUCGAGCAAACUUACGCCUCUUCCAAUUACGGAAGGCUUCAUAUAA